Pipistrellus nathusii (Nathusius's pipistrelle) is the source of this 540-nucleotide messenger RNA. Lineage: Eukaryota; Metazoa; Chordata; Mammalia; Chiroptera; Vespertilionidae. The record is from the annotation of a GenBank genome assembly.
AUGGGCUCGGAGGUGGCGCAGCUGCUGGAAGCCGCCGACUUCGCGGCUCACAAGCACCGGAGGCAGCGGCGGAUGGACCCCGAAGGGACCCCGUACAUCAACCACCCCAUCGGAGUGGCUCGGAUCCUGACCCACGAGGCGGGGAUCACUGACAUUGCGGUGUUACAGGCCGCCCUGCUCCACGACACGGUGGAGGACACGGACACCACCCUGGACGAGCUGGAGCUGCGCUUCGGGGCGCGGGUGCGGCGGCUGGUGGAGGAGGUGACGGACGACAAGACGCUGCCCAAGCCCGAGAGGAAGCGGCUGCAGGUGGAGCACGCCCCCCACAGCAGCCCCGGGGCCAAGCUGGUGAAGCUGGCGGACAAGCUGUACAACCUGAGGGACCUGAACCGCUGCACCCCGACGGGCUGGUCGGAGCACCGGGUCCAGGAAUACUUCGAGUGGGCGGCGCAGGUGGUGAAGGGGCUUCAGGGCACGAACCCGCAGCUGGAAGAGGCGCUGAAGCAGCUGUUCAGGGAGCGGGGGCUGGCCCUGUGA